Molecule: messenger RNA, 2607 nt
Organism: Salmo salar (Atlantic salmon)
Lineage: Eukaryota; Metazoa; Chordata; Actinopteri; Salmoniformes; Salmonidae
Source: RefSeq, a predicted model, not a curated record
AAACUCUCGGAAGUUUAGCCAAGAAGUUGCUGUGAUUUACCUAGCUGCAAUAAAGACGGUGCGACUAAGAUAAACUAGCUUAUUUUGGGGGGGUAUAUAUAUAUAUAGAGAGAGAGACAUAAAGGAUUAUACAUGGAUUUAUAUCAAUUUUCAUUAUCUUGCGGUCGAAAACAUGAAUGGUAGCCACCUUUGGAAGAAGUUGUGAUUUUUUUUUUUUGGCGCUCUACUAGCUAACAACGCAGAGGAAAGAUGGUGGAGUUGAGCUAGCUUCAUAUGAGAUAGCAGAGCUAGCUAGCUAGGUUGCUAUCGUUUGUGUCUGAAAAGUUUGGAAGAACUGCCCCCUUCCGUUUGCCAUACUGGCCCACAUCUUAUGUUGGCAUAGCAGAUAAAGAAAACAUGAGUGCUCGGAAGAUGGAACCAGGGAUACUGGUGGUUGGAUCUAGACAUCAGAUGGUGCUCUGAAGAAGCCAUGGGUAGCUGUUUAAGCUGUCCAGAGAAGGAGUCAAUCCCAGAUAAUCAUCAAACCAAAUUUAAGGUGAUAAACGUGGAUGACGAUGGGAACGAGUUGGGCUCGGGCAUGAUGGAGCUGACAGAGGUCGAGCUAGUCCUCCACACCUAUCGCCGGGACGACGUCAAGUGGCCCUACAUGUGCCUGCGUCGCUAUGGCUACGACUCCAACCUCUUCUCCUUCGAGAGUGGCCGCCGCUGCCAGACGGGACAAGGGAUCUUUGCCUUUAAGUGUGCUCGGGCGGAGGAGAUCUUCAACAUGCUGCAGGAGGUGAUGCACAACCACAGCAUCAGUGUGGUGGAGGAGGCCGUACUGGAGACCAACCAGCAGGCCACACACACUCCUGCCGCUCUGGGCUACUCUGUUCCCACCGUGCACAAUGGUGUCACCCGGAUCCCUUCGGUGGGCGACGCCCCCUCGCACCCCUCCACGCGCCACCCGUCUGUGGCCAGCACCCGACUACCCUCAGUGGGAGAGGAGUCUACACACCCCCUCCUAGUGGCUGAUGAGGCGGUCCACACUUAUGUGAACACCACAGGCCUGCUGGAUGACCAGCCCAGCCCUCUGACUGCUCCAGCCCCUCUGGACAGCCCUGGCUCAGCCCAGUCCCAGUGCCCCCCUACACCACCACCUCCGCGGGUAGCCAGACCAGAGCCCCAGGCCCAGCUCCAGGAAGAACCCCAGGUACUGCUGGAGUCCCAGGGGGUACGCUUCGUGCUGGGGCCCACCCCUGUGCAGAAAAAGAUGGCCAAGGGGAAGCAUCAGACUGAGGAUGGAGAUGAAGAGGACGCAGGGGAGGACUCGGAGUCCCCGGAGCCUGGAGAGGGAGAGACCAACGGCCACACAGACACGGAGGCCCCAGCCCCACCAGAGGGCCAUCCUCAGCCGUCCUCUACACACUCCAAUGGCUCCUCUGCCUCUGUCGGGGCUCCAGCCACAGCCCCUCGCCGCCAUCUCUUGCCCCCCGUCACCCCUGACACCCUGCAGAAUGUCAACAACUCAGCCCAGCGGCGCACGGCCCUCCUGGACUACGAGAACCUCCCGGCCCUGCCGCCCGUCUGGGAGACCCGCAAGCCCAGCAACGAGGAGGAGGAGAACAACGGUGGGCCCCGUGGUGGAGGCCAAGGGGGGCUAAAGAUGUCCUCCCUCAACGGCUUCAACUCAGCCAUGGAGUCCUCCCACAACUACGUGAACACAGAGAAUGUGACUGCCCCCCUCAGCGCCCGCUGUGCCCCCGACACGGCACGCCGCCGCAGCGACGGGCCCAUCGUGUUCAACUUCGACUUCCGCCGGCCGUUGGGUCAAGAGCAUCCCAAGACGCUCAACUACAUCGAGGUAGAGAUGGAAACUACCGCCUCUUCCUCCGCAGCCUCCAAGGGUGCGUCCUCGGACACCAGCAACCCUCACACGCCCCGCACCCCAACCUCGCCGCCUCUGCCCACCACCCCCACACGCCGCACCGAGCUCUACGCCUUCAUCGACAUCGAGCGCACCGCCGCCAUGUCCAACCUGCAGAAGGCCCGGCCGCACGACGACGGGUCGUUGAGGAAAACGCGGCACAACAGCACAGAGCUUCCCACCAAAAGCACUGUCUGACUAUUACCUGAUCCGCCUGGCACCUUUUUCUACUAUUAACCCCUUUUUAAAAUAUGAAACAAAUGGGAAGGCAGCCUGUACAGGGGCCUUUGUUAUAGACAGAGAAACAGGUGACAGAGACAUUGGAAAUGCAAAGAGACUCCAGAAAGCGGUCCUAAAAUGAGAUAUAAACAGACUUGUGUGGGGUUACCUGUAAGGGAAUUCAGGUAGACCAAAGUAGGUACUUACUUGCCAUAUACCAAUUUAUUCCUAUGGUAAUAUAAUACCUCUUCUCCUUCACCCGUUCUACAGUGCAUUUGGGUUGUUUAUUAUGUUAAUAAGACUGGACUGCAUUCCUCCUCACCCACGGUACAAAUCAGUAUUACUGAACAAAGCAUUCCAUUUAGCCUUUUUAUGAUUCACUACAUGCUGCUGUAAUUUCAGUAUCUGAGGAUUACAUGGUACACUUCAUGUUUGACUAUGUACAGUAGAUUCUGGCACAAUAAAUGUCUGUUCUGUUUGUA